Arachis stenosperma is the source of this 2609-nucleotide messenger RNA. RefSeq names its product G-type lectin S-receptor-like serine/threonine-protein kinase At1g34300. Gene Ontology annotation, molecular function: ATP binding; protein serine/threonine kinase activity. The coding region runs from base 21 to 2450 and encodes 809 amino acids. NCBI's taxonomy places the organism in Eukaryota, Viridiplantae, Streptophyta, Magnoliopsida, Fabales, Fabaceae. Gene Ontology annotation, biological process: protein phosphorylation; recognition of pollen. The transcript has a single exon. The record is from RefSeq and is a predicted model, not a curated record.
AUUAAAAAAAAAAAAGAGACAUGGUGCUACUGCAGAGAAACAUGAAACUCCGAAAACAACCACCUUUGUCACUGUCCCUUGUCACCUUCAUAUCUAUCACUAUCUUCACCACUGCCACCACCAUCAUCUCACCCGGAACAACUCUCUAUGCUUCAAACACCAACCAAUCGUGGCCUUCUCCCAACAACACCUUUUCCCUACGCUUCCACCCUCUCCAGACCACCCCAUCUUCCUUCAUCGCCGCCGUUGUACACUCCGAUGGCGCCCCCAUUAUCUGGUCCACCGGAAAUUCUGCGGCCGUGGACUUCGGCGGCUACCUCCGCCUUCUUCCAGCUGGAAACCUUCGCUUGGUUAAUGGCUCCGGCGCUACCUUGUGGGACUCCAACACCAGCAACAUAGGUGUCACCUCAGCAACGGUUCUUGAAAGUGGAAACUUUGUUCUCUCCAAUGGAACUUCCACUGUUUGGUCAAGCUUUGAGAACCCCACUGAUACAAUUGUCCCUUCUCAAAGUUUCAAUCUUGGUAUGGUUCUGAGAUCUGGGGUUUACUCAUUCUUUCUUCAGAAAUCUGGGAAUCUUACCCUUAGUUGGAAUAAUAGUGUUACUUAUUGGGAUCAAGGCUUGAACUUUUCAAUGAGUGGUGUGAAUUUGAGUUCACCUGUAUUAGGAUUGAAGUCUGUGGGGAUUUUGGAGAUUAGUGAUCCUAAUUUGACUUCACCUGUGGUUGUUGCCUAUAGUAGUGACUAUAAUGAAGGAGGGAACAAUGUGUUGAGGGUUUUGAAGCUUGGUGAUGAUGGGAAUUUGAGGGUUUAUAGUUAUUUGAAGGGUAGUGAAGUUGUGAAUGUGAAUUGGGUUGCUGUUGAGGAUCAAUGUGAGGUUUUUGGUUACUGUGGGAACUAUGGUGUGUGUAGUUAUGAUUCAAAAUCAGAACCUCUUUGUGGCUGUCCAUCUCAGAAUUUUGAGAUGGUUGAUCCUAAUGAUGGUAGGAAAGGGUGCCAGAGGAAGGUGAAGCUUGAGGACUGUGUUGGGAAGGUUGCUAUGUUGCAAUUGGAUCAUGCAAAAUUCUUGACAUACCCUCCUGUUUUUGUUGUUAAUCCUGAGAUAUUUUUCAUUGGUAUUUCAGCUUGUAGUGGAAAUUGUCUUGCUGCUAGUUCUUGUUUUGCGUCCACUUCCUUGGCGGAUGGAACCGGAUGGUGUUACAUUAAGACGUCGAAUUUCAUCAGUGGAUACCGGAAUCCUGCGCUGCCUAGCACUUCCUUCAUUAAGGUUUGUCCACCUGUAGCUCCAAACUCAACUCCCUCUUUGGAGAAUGUUGUUAAGAAGCAUUGGAGGAUUCAUGGUUGGGUAGUAGCUUUAGUUUUGAGUAGCAUUUUAGGUUUCCUUGCAUUUGAGGGUGGUUUAUGGUUGUGGUGUUUUAGGAAUAUCCCGAGAUUCGGUGGAUUCUCUGCUCAUUAUGCUCUGCUUGAGUAUGCAUCCGGCGCACCAAUCCAUUUCUCUUACAAGGAACUUCAAAGGUCAACCAAGGGCUUCAAGGAGAAGCUAGGUGAUGGUGGAUUUGGUGCUGUUUAUAAAGGAACUCUUGCUAAUAAAUCUGUUGUUGCUGUGAAGCAACUUGAGGGAAUUGAGCAAGGUGACAAACAGUUUAGGAUGGAGGUUUCUACCAUAAGUAGCACCCAUCAUUUGAAUCUAGUGAGGUUGAUUGGUUUCUGUUCGGAAGGGCGUCACCGGCUUUUGGUAUACGAGUUCAUGAAAAAUGGAUCACUUGAUAAUUUCCUCUUUGUUGAUGAUGAACUACAAUCAGGGAAAUUAUUGGAUUGGGAUCAAAGAUUCAACAUCGCCCUUGGCGCCGCGAGAGGCCUGACAUACCUUCAUGAGGAGUGUAGAAACUGCAUUGUUCAUUGUGACAUCAAGCCUGAAAACAUUCUCUUAGACGAGAACUACAACGCAAAAGUCUCGGAUUUUGGCCUUGCAAAGCUCUCGAGUGCCACGAAUCACCGGCACAGAACAUUGACUAGUGUGAGAGGAACAAGAGGGUACCUAGCGCCGGAAUGGCUGGCAAACCUUCCAAUUACUUCGAAAUCAGAUGUGUAUAGUUAUGGUAUGGUUGUGUUGGAGAUAGUGAGUGGUAGAAGGAACUUUGAAGUCUCAGAAGAAACAAACAGAAAGAAAUGUUCAAUAUGGGCCUAUGAGGAGUUUGAGAAAGGUAACAUAAGAGGUGUGACUGACAAAAGAUUGUUUUGUGAAGAAGUGAAGUUGGAGAAAGUAGAGAGAUUGAUUAUGGCAUGUUUUUGGUGCAUUCAGGAGCAGCCAUCAAUGAGGCCAACAAUGAGCAAGGUUGUUCAAAUGCUAGAAGGUGUGGUAGAUAUUGAAAAUCCACCACCACCAAAAUCCAUUACAAUGGGAUUUUCUAGUGCAAUUAACACCAAUGUUGCAGAUUCAUCAGCUUUGUAACUCAGAAAAGAACAUUCCUUUCUUUUCUGGAUUUUGGUGAUAUGAUAUGAGAUUUCUUCUACCACUUUGUAAUAUUAUAUGUGUAAUUGUCUGCUGUUGGAGUAGUAAUAUCCUUAUACCAAUUAUCAUGUAUUCUUUACUCUAAUAUACCCAUUAAUA